UACCUACAUUAGACCAUUGGUAGGAGGUAGGGAGACACUGACUUUACCAUUGCUAAUAGCUGCCACGAGUCCUUCUGCCUGAAGUUCAAAGCUGGGGAUGUCAGAGGAGUGUUGAAGUGACCCAGAAAAGUGAGAAAAGGAUGACACCAUGUUCUGUUCCCAGUCAUCAUGACCUGGACGAGCCUGUGUAGCUGCGGACUUGGCCGAUGACAGGAAGACCCUGGCAAUGAAAGCAUCUAGAAGGUUCCAGUGACAAUCUGGUCUGACCCUUCCCAGCUCCUGGCCACACACUUCAGGACAGGCAUGGCCCUGUUAUUCCUCCUGGGGUGUGCCUUCUUCCCACUGUGCUUUGCUGUCUUCUGCUGGGGACUGCAGAACCAAACCAGUUUGCGGAUGGAGAGGCAAGAGGCCGUCUUGGUGGCGUCCAAGCUGGUGUCCUCUGUCCAAGCCAUCAUGGCCUCCACAGCUGGCUACAUAGUCUCCACAUCCUGCAAGCACAUCAUAGAUGACCAGCACUGGCUGUCCUCGGCCUACACACAGUUUGCAGUUCCCUACUUCAUCUACGACAUCUAUGCCAUGUUCCUUUGCCACUGGCACAAGCACCAGGUUAAAGGGCAUGGAGGAGAAGACGGGACGCCCCGAGCCCUGGGCAGUACCUGGGCCGUGGUGCGUGGCUACCUGCACAAGGAGUUCCUCAUGGUGCUCCACCACGCGGCCAUGGUGCUGGUGUGCUUCCCACUCUCUGUGGUGUGGAGACAAGGCAAGGGAGAUUUCUUUCUAGGCUGCAUGUUGAUGGCCGAGGUCAGCACACCUUUCGUCUGCCUGGGCAAGAUCCUCAUCCAGUACAAGCAGCAGCACACAUUGCUGCACAAGGUGAAUGGAGCCCUGAUGCUACUCAGCUUCUUGUGCUGCCGGGUGCUGCUCUUCCCUUACCUGUACUGGGCCUACGGGCGCCACGCUGGCCUGCCCCUGCUCUCAGUGCCCAUGGCUAUCCCGGCCCACGUCAACUUGGGCGCUGCGCUACUCCUCGCACCCCAGCUCUACUGGUUCUUCCUCAUUUGCCGCGGGGCCUGCCGCCUCUUCCGACCCCGAGGUUCCCCACCACGCUCUCCUUGUCAGACCCAGGACUGAGGCUAGGCCCUGGAACCCCCCACCCUCCCUCCCCGGCCCCUGUGGAGACAGUGCUUUGGGGCUAAUCGGUGUGUGUGUGGGGGGGUGAGAGCCAGGAGUCCCUUGCCUUGACAGCCCCAAGACAGAUGGACUUAGAAUAAGGAGGAGCUAUAUACCCUUGGGAGCUGAGGUCAGAUUGGCAGGCAGGAAGAGAGGGGACCGGGACGAAGAGCCUCUUCUUGCCUCUGUGCUAACAAAAUGAAAGGGAAUGGGAGGAGAUGGGGCUCACUGGGACCAAGGAGUCAUGGGACAUGGGGGUGGCCCCGCUGCCAAGGACAUCCUAGCCCUGCUGCUGCAAAUCCCUCUCUGCUCUCCAUCACCCGGGAGAGAGAAGACACCCUAACUCACCCCAUAUGGGCCCUGAGAGGGCAGGAGACCCCCACAGCUCCUUCCUGUGGAGACCAAUCUGAGGAAUCUUAUUUAUUUAUUCACCCACAUCAAACUAAUUUGUUGGGGUGAGGGGAGGGAGGCAGUUGCUCCCCUACAACCCUUCCAGCGCUGAGCAGCCCUGGGGGCAGGCGCCAGGCCAGUCCCUUCUGUCAGGGGCACAUUUAGCCCUCGGCCCCGGCUUGUCCCUGGUGCUACAGGCCAAUCGCGGCUUCCUCCAGUCUGGGGGCCACAGACCCCGGGAGGUGCUUUUACAGACCGCUAAUAAAGACGAUCUUCCUGAACGCCA
Molecule: messenger RNA, 1846 nt
Organism: Rattus norvegicus (Norway rat)
Lineage: Eukaryota; Metazoa; Chordata; Mammalia; Rodentia; Muridae
Gene: Tlcd3b
Product: TLC domain containing 3B
Cellular component (GO): membrane; endoplasmic reticulum
Source: RefSeq, a predicted model, not a curated record